AUGGAUUUUGAGAAAUUAGAAGGGCUGCGAAAGCGCCUUGAGGAGGAGCAAAAGUUACGAAAACAAGCCGAGCAACAACGCGACGAAGCCAAGCAACGACGCGACGAAGCCGAGCAACAACGCAACGAAGCUGAGCAGCAACGCAACGAAGCUGAGCAGCAAUUGAAGCGUCAGACACAGAACACAACAUUGUUAGAAUUUCUUGAUGCGUGCCACCAACAUCUAUUUCUUGGUCUAGAUGUCCAGGAAGACAAAGAAUCCUCAACAAAAGGUGACCCCGCGAACGCCGAACAGAAACUCCGCCCAGAUCACAUCCGAGAAUGGACAAAUUUCCCACGAGAGCAAGCUAAGAUAUGGAAGGCGCUAAUGGAUGCCGAUUUCGUCACCGAGCGUCACUUUACGCCUCUGUUGGUGUUAGAGGACAACGGCAAAGACCUACGACAGCGGAGUUUAAGCUCGGAGCUUGACCUAGGAUACUUCGAACGGCAAACAGUUGAGACGCGUGUUGCAUCAGUCGUUAAACAGCUGCACAAGAACCCUCCACUUCGCGAAACGUUUCAACUGAAAGGAGACGUUGCAUUCGAAAACCAUGCGAAUACUUUGACGGACGAGAGAAUACCUGCGACAGAUAUGAGCUCUUUGAGUCUGAAGACAGGCCCUCUACGGCGAUCUGGGCGCCUUGCUGCGAAAUCGGGAGGGACGUCAUCCCUCUCUGCAGCAACCCGCCAAGAAAGUCAUCAGAAGCCCCGGCAACAAAGGCUCGCGCGUCCCAAGGCGGAUCAGUUCUGCGUCUACAACAAAGGGAGCUCCGAGCGGAUACCUGCUUUUAUCGUGGAAUACAAGGCGCCUCACAAGCUUUCUCUGGCGCACAUUAAGGCCGGCCUCAUGGACAUGGACCUUGAUGAUAUAGUCCGACUCCAAGAAAAUGAGACCCCCGAGAUGAUAUGCCGGCGUGUCGUUGCAGCGGUCAUCACCCAGGCAUAUUCGUACAUGGUCACGGGCGGUAUUCCGUUCGGCUACCUUUGUACUGGAGAAGCAUUCAUAUAUAUUCACGUAAAGCAUGAGGAGCCGGAGUGCGCAUACUACUAUCUCUCGGUCCCAAAGGAAGACGUUGGCGAGUCUACCGGCUGGACAGCCGACCUUGAUGGUGACAAUCGCCUGCACCUCACUGCUUUGGGCCAAGUCCUGGCGUUUACUCUUCGUGCGCUGCAAACCACCCCACGGGACAGUGGUUGGAUUAAGUGGGCGGAAGCGAAAUUAAACAGAUGGGAGAUGGUAUACGAUGAUAUCCUCGGCGAAAUUGAAGAAAAAGACAUACCAGCUUCCGAUUUCAAGCCCAGUACUCGAAGCCGAGAUAGAUACUUGCGCAUGUCUCCGGUGAAGACCAGGGCAAGAGCCAUGCUAGCCAGCGCGGCUUCUUGUGACCCUUCGCAGCACAUCUCAUCAUCAGAUGAUGAUGAAAAUUCGGACGAGAGGUUCGACCCCAACACACCGAGCCGAAGUCCACGAGAGCCACGAGCUGCCAACUCUUCGAGUCGCCGGGCUGCCACGAAAGCUUCGAGGGAUACAAGCACAAGAGGCGCAGUCCGGGAGUACUGCACACAGAAUUGUUUGCAGGGCUUGAAAACGCAAGCUCCACUCGAUCCGACUUGUCCAAAUGUAUCAGUUCAUGGUGUCAAUCGGCAUCGAUUGAGCCUAGCCGCGCUCAUUCGUCGAUUGUCCAAGCAAUUCUCCCCGCAGGAUUUGCAUCCAGACACGCAGCUAGGGUGCAAAUCACUCCACACAAACGGAACCCGCGGUGCUUUAUUCAAAGUGACCUUGCUCUCCCACGGAUACACUUUUGUUGGUAAAGGCGUGCCGGCAGAAUUUGUUGGCUAUUCGAAACAUGAAGAGUCUGUAUACGCUCAUCUUGCCGAGAUCCAGGGUCUGCACGUGCCCGUGGUGUUAGGGGGGCUGGAUGUCCCUUCUUUAUAUUAUGAUGGCAUCGUGCAAAUUGUGCGUAUUAUGCUUAUGAGUUAUGCCGGGGCUCCAAUCGCGAGAGCCAUUACGCAAUGGCCUGAACAUCGUGAUCGCAUGAUCCGCAAGGCUGAGAUCUCCUUGCGAGCUGUGCAGAGGUGUGGGGUACUGCACUCGGACCUAAUACCUGAUAACAUCUUGCGAAAUAGCAGAAAUGAUCAGGUCAUGCUGAUUGAUUUCGAAAGAGCAGCUAUCCCAGAACAACGAACGCCGCUGAUGCCGGUGCCGUCGAAUCGGAAGCGCAAGCGAGUUGACCAAUCCGCUAAGAGCCAACGGGAAUCGGUUGCUUUUGAUCGCGAAUUUCGGAGGCUGCGGAAUCACCUGUUUUAA
Cordyceps fumosorosea ARSEF 2679 is the source of this 2346-nucleotide messenger RNA. Its product is annotated as Protein kinase-like domain protein. The transcript has a single exon. The record is from RefSeq and is a predicted model, not a curated record. NCBI's taxonomy places the organism in Eukaryota, Fungi, Ascomycota, Sordariomycetes, Hypocreales, Cordycipitaceae. Bases 1 to 2346 code for a protein of 781 amino acids.